AUGCCAAACUCCAAUCCAAACAGCAGAGCGGUAAAUCCGGAACCUGUACAGGACCUUAAUCGAUACAAUACUUCCCAAGAGCCAUUGAUUCUCGCAGAUAACGUUCGAAACCGUCUACGAAAUCUGAUUAAUUCAGCUGCACCGCAAGGGGUUGGAACUUAUGUGUACAAAGAUAUCAAUUACAACGAGAAUAUUCGAGUUUUACGAAUUUUCCCUGGUAUGAAAACUUCGCCAAUUUGUUGCGUUUUGCUACCCAGCGUGCUGCCAGAUGCGAACCACAACAUCAAUUCAAAACUGGAGAAGCUCGAGUACACGGCUUUAUCCUAUUGUUGGGGCAAUGGUGACCCAGUUGACGAAAUCUAUAUAUACAAAGAAACUGAAGCGAAUCCAGAGGGCUCAGAAGCGAGUUCAUUGCCUUUUGAUACGAGGCUUAUUCAGAAAAAUCUCAAAGAGGCACUUUUGCAGCUACGAUCCGAGCACGCGGUGGUUAAUCUUUGGUGUGAUGCUUUAUGUAUCAACCAAGCAAAUAAAAAGGAGAAAACCGCACAAGUUGCACGAAUGCAUGAAGUAUAUAUUCACGCGGAAAGAGUUUGUGUUUGGUUAGGAACAAAUGAUGAUCAAAUGGGGGGAACAGACGGUCCUAGACGCACAUUUUAUUUCUUGGAGAAGAUUCUAGAUCUGAACGUAUUGGAUCAGAUUGUCGAUAGGCAAGAAGAUAGGGAAGAUUGGAUGCUCAUUAUUAAUUUAAUGAAGAAUGAUUGGUUCAGGAGGCGAUGGGUUAUACAGGAACUUGCACUCGCGAAGAACGCUUGGAUUCGAUAUGCAGAUCAGGAGAUUAAGUGGUCGGAGUUUGCUGAUGCGAUUGCUUUAUUCAUGACCAAGUUUCCGAAAAUGAAACAAAUUCUCAACUUUGAGAGUUUGAAAAGGCCGGGCGAGUACCUCGGUGCUCUGGACGCUCGCGCAUUAGGCGCUAAUACAUUAGUCACUGCCACCUCUCGCUUACUUCGUAGAUCUGACGAUGGACGAAUCGAGCAACCAUUAUUGAGUUUGGAAAUCCUUGUCUCUUCACUACUUUUGGCAUUUGAAGCUACUGACCCAAAGGAUACGGUAUUUGCAGUUUUAUCUAUCGCUAAAGAUACUUGGAAAAUGGAUUCUGAGCUCGAUAUAGGAAGACGAUGGCUGGAUUCCGAAAGACGACCCGGUAUCUUUAAAUCCCUAUUGGUUUUAUUCAGGUAUUACGUUUGGCCAUUUAUUAAUCUACUCACCACCUUAUUCCGUCCACCGUCAAAUUCCUCAAUGAUAGUUUUGGACCCACGCAUACAGCCUAACUACCAAAAAUGUAUCUCGGAUGUGUGUGCGGAUUUCAUGGAAUACUGCAUUGAGAAGUCCAAGUCCCUCGAUAUUCUCUGCCGACAUUGGGCUCCUAGACCUAACUUCAGAACGUUAACCGCGCGGGAAAAACUACAAAACACGAAAUCUUCACGCGAAGACAAAAAAAUGCCUUCCUGGAUCCAUAGUAUCGAGCGCUACGCGUUUGGCUCUCCGAGGGACGCGGAAAAUGGAAGGAUUAAUGGAGAUAGUUUCGUAGAUGGAUCGAGUCGUUCUCGAUAUAAUGCAUCGUUUGGCCUAGCACCCCGCGUCCACUUUGGAAAGAGAAAUCGUUAUGAUCCUAAAAAUGACAUUUUCGAUCCCGCAAACACAGAAGAACCAGAUGUGAAACGUUCCCAUGUGAAAACGCAAGAGAAUAAUCAAUUACCCCCAGAUUUGAUGGUGCACCUAUCUGGUAUCGGAGAGCUUGUGCAUAUUUUCUAG
Molecule: messenger RNA, 1812 nt
Organism: Sclerotinia sclerotiorum 1980 UF-70
Lineage: Eukaryota; Fungi; Ascomycota; Leotiomycetes; Helotiales; Sclerotiniaceae
Exons: 1
Coding region: 1-1812 (603 amino acids)
Source: RefSeq, a predicted model, not a curated record